GGCAUCUUCAUAUCACCCAAGUCAACCUAUCUCUCAUUCUUGAGAUGAAACUGUCUACAAGUUUUCUGUUCUUCUUUGGUGCUUUCGUUCUUGAAAUGAGCAUUGUGCAUGCAAAUCAUGGAAAUUUUCAAAAUUGCUCAAAGAGCCAACAUGCAGGGAUAGGUGUCGUGGUUGAAAAAAGCUCACGUGUUGGGAGAGAGCAAACGAUAGCCAUGGAGAUGGCUAUCCAUGAUAUCUGCAGAAUUACAAAGAGUCCUUGUUCUUGUCCAAUUUUGCAUGUCAAGGAUUCUCAAGGAAACCCCGCUCGGUCGGUUUAUGAAGUUAUGGAUCUCAUGGACCACAAACAAGUUCAUGCAAUUAUAGGAACAAUAAGCCCUGAAGAAGCCACUUUAGUUGCUGAGUUUGAUAAGGCUACCAAGAACAUCCCUAUCAUUUCUCUAACCCCGACAGCCACAACAUCACUUCCACAAUCAGCCGCACUCACUUCAUUUGUUCAAAUGAGUCACGAUAUCACUACCCAUACACAAUGCAUUGCUGCCAUAAUUGGCCACUUUAAUUGGCGAAAGGUGACAUCAAUUUAUGAAGAUCACAGUACAUUUGGCUCCAGCCAUAGUCUCUUAACACAUCUCUCUGAUGCAUUACAACUGGUUGGUUCAACAAUCCAAUGCCACUUCACAUUUCCUCCCUUGCAUUAUCUAUCAAACCCAAGCAUCUUCAUAGAAGAAAAGCUAAAAAAACUCAAGAUGAAGGGGAAUAAGGUGUUCAUACUUUUAAAAUCAUCUCUAGCAUCAUGCAUCCUACUAUUUGAGAAAGCAAAUCAGUUGGGAAUGAUGGAAAAGGGUUACGUAUGGAUCAUUUCUGAUGAUAUAUCAAGUCUUCUUGAUUCCGUCGACCAAUCAGUUAUAUUGAGCAUGCAAGGUGUUGUUGGAUUCAAGACUAACUUUGAAGACACAAGCGAGUCUUUUAGAGACUUCAAAAUUCAGUUUCGGAGCAAAUUUAGAACCAAAUAUCCAAAUGAAGAAUAUUCGAACCCUAGUAUAUAUGCAGCACGCACUUAUGAUGCAACAUGGGCUGUUGUCAAGUCUAUUCAAGCAUCAAACGGGUUAAGCUCAUCAAAGGACAUUCUAGAAAGCAUUUUACAAACUGAAUUUAGUGGCGUAAGCGGCAACAUAAGCUUUAAAGAUGGAAAACUAGCACAACCUCCAACAUUUACCAUAAUUAAUGUGAUUGGUAGAAGCUACAGGGAGAUUGAUUUUUGGUCACCAGAUUUUGGUUUCUCAAAGCAUAAACUUGGAAAUGGAGAGGGAAACCUUGAUUUAAUCUAUUGGCCAGGUGGCACUCAAAAGAUUCCAACUGGUCAGAUAUGGUCGGAAAAUGAAGGGAAACCAUUAAAGAUUGGUGUUCCUGCAAAAGAAGUGUUUGAAGCUGCUGUGAAGCAGUUGCCUUAUUCAUUGUCUUACAUCUACAUUCCAUACAAUGGCUCGUAUGAUGAAAUGGUAGCUGAAGUAUAUAACAAGACCUUGGAUGCAGCGGUUGGUGAUACAGAAAUAAUGGCAGAUCGAUACGAGUAUGCUGAGUUUUCUCAACCAUACAUAGACUCAGGAUUAGUUAGGGUGGUACCCAUAAAAUCAAAUUCUAUGAAGGAAGGGUUUAUCUUCCUUUAUGCCUUUACAGCAAAAAUGUGGAUUAUAUUAUUGGCAAUGACAAUAGGCACUGUGUCGAUUGUCUGGUUUAAUGAACAUGUACAUGGAAAUGAGGAUUUUGAGGCUUCAUCUUACUUAGAAUGUAUUAGCAGGAUGCUUUGGUUUGCAGUCGCGGUUUUAUCAUUGGCACAUAGAGAAGUUAUCAAAAAUAAUUUGUCUCGGUUAGUGCUGUCUACAUGGUUUUUUGUAAAUGUGAUUGUUGCCGCAUGUUUCACUGCUACGCUCUCUUCAAUUAUGACAGUUUCAACGUUUCAACAACCACUAGAUCAUCUCGGAAAUAAUGAUGUUGUUGGCUGCAAUGGGAAUUCUUUCAUUGUUCGUUACCUGGUGAACGUCUUGCAUUACAGGCCAGAGAAUAUCAGGAACAUUAACUCCAUCGAAGACUAUCCUGAAGCAUUCAAGAAAGGAGAGAUAGCCAUGGCUUUCUUUGUAUCCCCACACGCGAGUGUCUUCCUUGGAAAGUAUUGCCAUGACUAUGAAAAGAUCGGACCUACCUACAAGCUUGGUGGUUUCGGUUUCGUGUUCCAAAAGGGCUCAACAUUGGUGGAGGAUAUUUCGGAGGCAGUUCUCAAACUAACACAAAACGGAGAGAUAAAUACUUUAAAUGAAAAUAUGCUAAGAUCCUCUUCCAACUGUUCUCUAUUAGGUCAAGAAUCCAAUGGUCCACGAGGUACUCUAGGCCCCAAGCCUUUCACCGGUUUGUUCAUGAUAUCAGGCAGUAUAUCUGCACUUGUGUUCUUAAACACAUUGGGUCGUCUAGUAGCAGAUCACCAAGCUUCAAUAUGGAGUUUAACACUAUCAACCCUUAUUAUGAGAAGAAUUGGGAAAUGGUUGAUGUUGUUACUUAUCCAGAUUAGAGUUAUACAAUGCGGCCCUAAUGUAGAGAUGACUCCUAAUCAAGAAACCGCAUAGUACAUUCCAAUGAGAGAAAUCAUGUUCUUGUGUAUAGAGUUACAAUGAUGACUGAAAAACGAUACAAUAUGCUUUAUGAUUUGGAUAUAUAAUGUUGGUGAUAUUAGGGUUACAUGACAAUUGGUGCAUUGAAAUUAUAUAAAUGCCAAAGAAGACUUUGAC
Molecule: messenger RNA, 2777 nt
Organism: Lactuca saligna
Lineage: Eukaryota; Viridiplantae; Streptophyta; Magnoliopsida; Asterales; Asteraceae
Source: the annotation of a GenBank genome assembly